Molecule: messenger RNA, 1699 nt
Organism: Physcomitrium patens
Lineage: Eukaryota; Viridiplantae; Streptophyta; Bryopsida; Funariales; Funariaceae
Product: peptidyl-prolyl cis-trans isomerase CYP26-2, chloroplastic
Biological process (GO): protein peptidyl-prolyl isomerization
Cellular component (GO): chloroplast
Molecular function (GO): peptidyl-prolyl cis-trans isomerase activity
Source: RefSeq, a predicted model, not a curated record
CCUUUCAAAGCCAUACAGGUAUAGCAAUUGGUGCUGACUGGCAUUGGCAAUAGAUCGCAAGCCACUCAGCUGAUCAUCCCCUGGUUUGGGCUUUAGCAGCUGCAUUGUGGUCUUGUGUUUGCAUAGCCACGAUUUAUCUACGCCUGGUCAUCUUGGAAGCUGCAAUCGAGCUCCAUGUCGUCUCUGGUAGUCAUUCCGUACCCCACGUUGCGCCUGCGCACCUCCGUCCACCCUAGGACUUACCUUAUCAAUCGCAUGCCCUCCUUCAGCGCGGGUUUCCAUGCACAGCACACUAAUUUGGGUUUAAGCAGGAGGUUGUGUUGUGCCAGGGCCUCUAUCCUCUUCUCGGACAUUGGAGACAGCAGUGAGCAUGAGGAGAGCUGUGGAAUGGUGGAUAUGGGCCGUUACCAAUGUGGAGACUCUGAUUUUGAUGGAGUGUUCCGAGAUGGGUGCAAGGACUGCCAGACAGAGUCUACAUUCUCCAGAAGACUGGUUAUGCACACGCCACUAGUACUAUUAGGCUUUGGGGGUGCGCAACAGGGUGCUUGUGUAGAGCAGUCGUCGAGCAGUCCAUCUAUAACCAAGACAGUGUUCAUGGAUGUAGCCAUUGAAGGGCAGCCAGUAGGUAAAAUCCUUAUUGGCUUGUACGGUGACACCGUCCCCAUCGGAGCUCAAAGAUUUGCAGAGCUCGCAGUUGGAAAGCGAGGCAUUGGAUACAAACGCAAGGAGUUUUCCAAAAUCGUGAAGAAUUACAUUCAAAACGUGGGAGUGAGGAGCUUCAGUCUGACCGGGGGAUCUGAAGACGCAGCCAAGUUUACAGGAGGCGACACGUCCGAUCUCUUAGUUGACGAAAUGGUGCGGCUAGAAGAACAGAAUCGGCGACCGAAGCAUGUCAGGGGUUCUGUCUCGCUUGUAGCUCUUGAUCCCACGAGACCUCCUCCGAAAUCAAAACUUGUUGCUAGGGACGGAACUUUAGUAAUGAUCGAAGAGCAGGUACGCCCCCCUCCAAAUGGCACGGAAUUCAUGAUCACUACAGGAGAUGCUCCAGAGCUUGAUCAGACCAACACAGUAGUAGGGCAGGUCAUUCAAGGCAUGGACGUUGUUGACCGCAUCCACAAUGUGAAGGUUGUCAACGAGAAUACGAGCAGCCCUUACUUUCAAGUGGCAAAGCUGAUCGGAGAUUCUCGAGCUGUCGUUGCAGAGAAAGGCUUCAACAGACCUUAUGAAAAAGUGCUGAUAUCUAAAUGUGGGGAGCUCAGGUGAUCUACUAAAACCCGCAACAGUUACCAGCCUCCAAUAUUUUUUUUGGUCUUAAAGCUGGUUUGAAAGCAUAUUCCUGUGAUUUUCACUCCAUGUAGUUUAAGUAUCCUUUAGUCAUUAUUCUCGUCUACCUCAUGUGACACAACAGAAGCUAUGGUGCAUUUAAUGCCCUCUAAUUUUAUUUGAAAAUCCUACUCCUGAAAGCGGUUUUCACAAUCGUAUCUAUUACACCUAUCAAUAAUAGCCUGUUUUACUUCGUAGUGAUUACAAGCAUGUGUUAGGAUUAGUUGAAAAUAACUAAACCAAAUAUAUCAACUUCUGUUCACAAAAGGGAUUUUGCACAUGUACCUUUGCUGGUUGCACUGGAGUGGAUAUUGUACAAACCAUCAAUAGAUUCUUGUCAUGGUUAUUUCUUUGACAAUUAGCGUUGAUUUUUUCC